GUUGUGGUGCGGCUGCUGGGGACAGACGGAGCUGCCAGGGCCGGUGAAAGUCCUGCGAAGAGCAACACUUCGGUUCUGACUUCCAAACAAACUACGACCCCCGGGAGUCUCAGCGAGAAAAAGAGAAAGCGGAUGAUAUAGAGAGAAGAGGUCCGCCACCAGAGAAGGUUUGCUGGGAUGGGUAACCUGCUUAAAGUCCUAACAAGGGAAAUAGAGAACUAUCCACACUUUUUCCUGGACUUUGAAAAUGCACAGCCGACAGAAGGAGAGCGAGACGUGUGGAACCAGGUGAACUCAGUCCUCCAGGACUCGGAGAACAUCCUGUUGGGUCUGCAGUCGUAUAAAGGAGCCGGCCAGGAGAUCAGAGAUGCAAUUCAAAACCCUAACGACUUCAGGCUGCAGGAGCGAGCGUGGAACUCCGUCUGCCCGCUGGUCAUCAAACUCAAGAAGUUCUACAGUUUCUCUCUAAGAUUAGAGGAGGGUCUGCAGAGUCUUUUGGAGUCGCUGACGUGUUCGCCCUUCACGCCCACUCAGCACCUGGAGAGGGAGCAGGCCUUGGCCAAACAGUUUGCGGAGAUCCUCCAUUUCACUCUGCGCUUCGAUGAGCUCAAGAUGAGAAUUCCUGCCAUCCAGAAUGACUUCAGCUACUACAGAAGAACAAUCAGUCGAAACAGAAUAAACAACAUGAAUUUGGACAUUGAGAGUGAAGUGAACAACGAGAUGGCCAACAGGAUGUCUCUGUUUUACGCUGAGGCCACGCCCAUGCUGAAAACACUCAGCAACGCAACCACAAACUUUGUGACAGAGAACAAAACUCUACCACUGGAGAACACGACAGACUGUCUCAGCACCAUGGCAAGCAUCUGUAAAGUCAUGCUGGAGACACCAGAAUAUUCGAGUCGUUUUAGCAGCGACGAAACGCUCUUGUUUUGCAUGAGGGUCAUGGUCGGGGUCAUCAUUCUUUACGACCACGUCCAUCCCAACGGUGCCUUCAACAAGUCCUCCAAGAUAGACAUGAAAGGCUGCAUAAAGGUCCUGAAGGACCAGCCAGCAGACAACGUAGAAGGCCUCCUGAACGCCCUCAAAUUCACCACAAAACACCUGAAUGACGAGUCCACGCCGAAGAACAUCCGGACGAUGCUCCAGUAAUAUUUGCUCUUUUUAAAAAAUAUAGAUAGAUAUGAAGAGGAUCGAUGCUCUGACCUCAAAUAAGAUGUAUAUGUUUACAUUAUUUAAAAAGACUCGAUGUUAAUACUUGUGUGUAUUUGCAUAGUCAUUCCCUCCAAGUUAUUGAAACCUGCAGAACAUGUACCUUGUACUUUGCAAACGAAAAAAUGAAAGCAUCACGUGAAUUGCCUCUACUGUUAACAGCUGUCAAAGCACAGAUACCUUUCAGCCUUAUUCUAGAGCCGAGCUUUGCAAAGCAGCACUUGGACAUAAAUCAACAAGGCAGCAUGAAAAUCUCCUUAAGUCUUGUCAAUCUUGUGUUUGACAAUGGAAUAAGCGUUAGCGUACAGAUUUUAGCCAAAAUUGUACUUGAUGUUUUUGAAGCAAAAUAAAUCUCUUUCUGAAGCAGGAAAAUUCAAUUCUCAAACAGGUUCUCGUUUAUAUCGCAAUGUCUCAUUUCUAGCAAAAGUGAAGUUGAUUCUAUGUUUUCACUUAAUUUACAAAGAAUGACAGGAUGAUACUAAUCAAUGUUAAGUGGACAUUUCUGUUGCAUCGAGGGGCUAAAUGUUGAAGCAGAUAAGGGAUUGAUCGGUUUGAUGAAAUGGUUCAAAGCAUUUGGUUGUUUUCUCUUUUUAUACUUAGCUGUUAAAAAAAAUAGAUCCACUUUAAACAGUCAAAAAGUUCCUGUAUGUCAACGUUUGCUUUUGCUGAUUGAAAACGCUGUGAUGAUAAAUCACAAAAUUGAAUCAACCAAACAAAUAUUGUAUUUAAUUGUUCUGUGACAGUGCUCUGAAUGAUAGUUGUGUGUUUUUGCCUUUUUUUUUACUACUUUUUUUUACGGAAAAUUCAUUUCCCCCCGAAGAAAGGCCCAAAAAUGAUUUAAUCCUAAAUAAAUGUGUUCUCAACACAUUUUUUUUAACUUUUUUUAAUCUCUAAUUGAAAUUCAGCUUCUGAGAGACAAAUGUGACCAGGUUUUUAUUUUUUAUAUAAAUUUUGAUAUUGUGACACGAUUGAACCAACAUCUUAGUGUAGAGAGCCCUUGUACAAAACUCAAACAAAUGUCUCAGAUAAAUGAAACUACAAAUUUCACAUCCUAACAGCUGAUAGUUUGAAAUAAUAUAUUGGCCUUAAAUUAGAUUUUGGAUUAAGAGGACUGACUCAAGUCUUGAGCCUGCAGCAGCUGUGUGUCAUUGUCGCUCAUCAUAGAAGACUCAUUGUGUAUUUCUGAUACUCCGGCUCAUUUGACUAAUACGAAACCACAGACAUUCCUGAUUGUCCCUCGGUUCCUCCGCUUGUAGCUGCUCCUAACCUGAUCAAACUAACCUCGUUCACAUGGUCGGACAAUCUCAUCACCUGUGAUGGUUUUACGUUAUUUUCUGUUGUGGUUCACUUUCUCUGUAAAGUUGAUGAAAGUCAGUAUUAGUUUGUAUUAAUGGAUACGGAUAAUAAGUAUCUCCCAUCCGUUUUUGGUUAAAUUGUUCAACUUUUCCAGAGGAACAACUGGACUGACUUCUUCAACUUUAUGACUUUCACCACAUUAUCAUCACCUCUGUGAAGCUAACAACUAUUAGCAUUAAACCUGUGACACCUGUUUUGGCAUUUAAUUUCAUAAAGCCACAUUUAGCCUCCACUGUACCACACACACACUCCUUCCCUUGGAUUAACACAUCAUUAUUAAAUUAACAUGUCAGGUAUCUAGCAUUCAAAAAGGUAUUGUUUAUUUGUCACCCUUUUGUAUUUAGUAAUAUAUAUGUGUCUCUCUGUGUGUGUGUGUGUGUGCGUGAGCCAUACUUUUGAUGCAAUGUUUUAUAUGCAACGAGUGAAAACUACAUGGUUGAGACUUAAAGUGAGGUGUACGUAUGAUACUGAUAUUUCAUGUCUGACUGAAGUGUUUUUUUUUAAUUACGGUCUUCUGUCAUGAUUGAUGUACACAAAGCUUCCCUCUUUGCUGAUGAUAUGCUACUGUGUGUUGAAUGCAAAAUGUUUAAUACUGAGACAAAAUCUCUUUUUCUUUUUGUCUUAAACUGACAGUUUGACAGUUACUGUUUAAUAUUUCUGGAGUUCGGACUCUCUGUUUAUAUAAAUGGCUUUGGCUUUGUAUUGCGUUCUGAAUGGGAAAUAUGGAUUGGAUAAUAAAGGUGGUACAUUUCUUA
Limanda limanda (common dab) is the source of this 3320-nucleotide messenger RNA. It is a transcript of the gene cyria, whose product is annotated as family with sequence similarity 49 member A. Gene Ontology annotation, molecular function: small GTPase binding. The record is from RefSeq and is a predicted model, not a curated record. NCBI's taxonomy places the organism in Eukaryota, Metazoa, Chordata, Actinopteri, Pleuronectiformes, Pleuronectidae. The transcript is spliced from 12 exons. Gene Ontology annotation, biological process: regulation of actin filament polymerization. The coding region runs from base 178 to 1149 and encodes 323 amino acids.